AUGAAGCGAAGGAAGAUGCUACAAGAAAACAACAAGAAGAUUGAAUGGGGCGAGAGAGGGAGGGGUGAAUGGACCGUAUUUUUCGGCCGUGAAGUCACCCAAAAACAAGCCCAUAUAAGUGAUGGCCCGUUAUUGUUGGCCGCAAAGCACCGAAAACAAGCCCAUGUCACUGUUGAUUUGGAGCCGACGGCCGAAAUAGCCUGCGCACUACCCUGUGAGAGCAAGUUGCCACUUGCCAGUGCCGAUAUACCAGAUUGGCCAUUGCAAAAUGACCGUUCUCCUGCCAAAGAACAAUCAAGGAACUAG
Dovyalis caffra is the source of this 306-nucleotide messenger RNA. Lineage: Eukaryota; Viridiplantae; Streptophyta; Magnoliopsida; Malpighiales; Salicaceae. The record is from the annotation of a GenBank genome assembly.